Aegilops tauschii subsp. strangulata is the source of this 2002-nucleotide messenger RNA. RefSeq names its product protein LATERAL BRANCHING OXIDOREDUCTASE 1-like. Lineage: Eukaryota; Viridiplantae; Streptophyta; Magnoliopsida; Poales; Poaceae. The record is from RefSeq and is a predicted model, not a curated record.
AUGGGAAGCAUAGGGACAGUUCAGAUGACGGUGCAGGAGCUUGCUGGCGCCCUCGGCACGCCCGACGUGCCAGCCCAGUACAUCGUGCGCGCGCACCAGGACCAACAGCUCGCCGCGGCGGUCGUUGCACCGGUCCCUGUCAUUGACCUCGGCCGCCUUUUGAAGCACGGCGACGGCACCUCAAACGAGGCGGCGAAGCUCCGGUCAGCCAUCGAGUCCUGGGGCCUCUUUAUGGUCAGUAACCAUGGUGUAGACGCCGUAAUGGACGACAUGAUGGCCGCGUCGAGGGAGUUUUUCUGGCAGCCGCUCGAAGAGAAGCGGAGAUACACCAACCUGAUCAGCGGCGAGCGGUUCCAGUUCGAGGGGUACGGGAAUGACCGGGUGAGCUCGCCGGACCAAAUCCUUGAUUGGACGGACCGCCUCUACCUCAAGGUGGAGCCAGAGGACGAGCGGCACGUCGCCCUCUGGCCAGCCCAGCCCAAAACCUUUAGGGAUGCUCUGCACGAGUUUACGAAGAAAUGUGGGGGAGUGAAGGACGAUCUGCUCAGGGCAAUGGCGAAGCUGCUGGAACUUAACGACGAUGAUUACUUUGUGAAACACUUUGGAGAGAGGCCUCUUACUAACGCGAGGUGCAGCUACUACCCGGAGUGUCCAAGGCCGGAGCUCGUGUUUGGCCUUAAGCCCCACUCCGAUGGAACUGUUGUUACAGUCCUCAUGGUCGAUGACAGGAUUGGUGGCCUUCAAGUUCUCAAAGAUGGGGUCUGGUGGGAUGUACCGAUCGUACCUCACACAUUACUCCUGAUUAUAGGAGAUCAAACUGAGAUAAUGAGCAAUGGGAUCUUAAAAAGCCCUGUGCAUAGGGUCGUGACAAACACAAAGAAAGAGAGACUAUCGGUGGCACUAGACUACUCUGUUGAUCCUAAGAAAGAAAUCGAGCCAUCGGCUCAAUUGAUCAAUGAAAAGAGGUCGGCGUUGUACACAAAAGUGAAGAUCAAGGACUACUUUGCUAGAAAUUACAAUGAUUUUACUCAAGGCAAAAUGGCUAUCGAUACAGUGAAGGUCUAACUAAGUCUGCUAUCAUUGCUUUCAUUCAAUAAAAUGUGGCGAUUUUGCGACACAGGUUUUCAUCAUCUAUUCAUGUAUCAUCGCAUCCCUAAGUGUAUUCACUCUCUUUCUCAAUAACACAUGUUUCAGUUUUUGGCAUGGUUUACAUGCUAAUAAAAAAAGAGUUAUGAUGAUUGUAUAUUUGUACCAUGAAAAGGUAUGUGAUGAUAAUAAUUUCACAUGAGAAGAAAUCCAAAUAACUUUCUGGGUCGUAUGAACUUGCGUCCCGGAUGCUAAGUUACAAUGGUAAUCAAUGCGUCGAAGGUUUUAGUAGAAACUAAAGGAUGUAUUUUAAAUUGACAGUUAUUAGGAGGCCUAAUUUGCCGUAAGGGAGUCAUGCUAAUAAUACUUCUAGUUGUAGGUAUAAGUAUAACGAUCAACAAAGCCUUGCAAACAACAACGGAAAGCUAAAUGUUGCGCAAAUGGGCAUACUAGACAAAUAGAGCUGUGCACAUGAAACACACCUCAUCGUUUAAGAAAUAUCGUGCAUUUAAAAAAAAUCAACAAAGUGGUUCCACUAGUACAGAAAUGAGCAUUAGAUGCGUCCUCUGGAGAUGGUUUUGACCCCAAAAAAUCCAGCUCCAUGUAAUAGCCUAUAAGAGAUGAUUAUAUUUUUAUUUUAUUUUAUUGCGGGAAGAGAUGGUUAUAUUUGUUAGCAAAACUAUUGGAGGCGGUUUCAAAAGUGGAAUCGCAUAUAGUAUUAGGUGGAGGUGGUUCGUUUGAUGAGACCACCUCUAGUUUCUGGGAUCCUUGGGCAGUUUUGUGUUCUAAACUUCUUUGAUUAUUUAGUACCUCAGGGCACCCUAGGGCGUACCUGGCGAUGCUGAGAUUCUGAUUUAAACUUGGCACAUGUUGAACGUUCACGAACAUCAUAGUCUGCUCAUAUGCAAGUGGAUGU